Panthera uncia (snow leopard) is the source of this 1575-nucleotide messenger RNA. RefSeq names its product izumo sperm-egg fusion protein 1-like. Gene Ontology annotation, biological process: fusion of sperm to egg plasma membrane involved in single fertilization; heterotypic cell-cell adhesion; sperm-egg recognition. Gene Ontology annotation, molecular function: protein binding involved in heterotypic cell-cell adhesion; signaling receptor binding. Lineage: Eukaryota; Metazoa; Chordata; Mammalia; Carnivora; Felidae. The transcript has 9 exons. Bases 429 to 1550 code for a protein of 373 amino acids. The record is from RefSeq and is a predicted model, not a curated record. Gene Ontology annotation, cellular component: plasma membrane; acrosomal membrane.
AAGUAGAAAGGAAGAAGAGGGACUCUGUGGGAUUGAGGCGACCGUCGAGUCUGACCCCAGUCAUAAAGCUCUCCACGUCACGUGACCAACCUCACCUUCGCUCCAGAAACGUCCUCAAUUUUAGCCGUGGCAAAUAGAGUGGAAAGACGUGACCCGCUCGUCCCCUCUAAAGGCCCCCAGCCUGGAUUCGGCCCUUCAGCGAACCCUAGUAUUCCAGGGUGCAACAUUCAAGGUCAAGGUCGGGCAGCGGCUGUCUAGGGUGCAUCGGGACUCCGGACUCCUCGGUUUCCUAACCGAGAAGGGGGAGCCCUGCAAAUUGGGGGCUCUUACUCUCGGGGAAGGGGUUCUUUCCGGUUCGCGAUCACCCCUUCCGUGUGGGGUGGGCGGCCCCUCCCCGGGGUUCUGCUGGGGCUGAGCGCUCUGGGGAAAUGGGUCCCCAAGUUGCCCUCCUGGUGGCGGCGCUAGCCGGCUGCCUGCUUCCUGCCCGGAGCUGUGUCACUUGUGAUCGAAGGGUUGUGGCCGCGCUGGACGCCUUGGAAAAGGAAUACCUGCCUACCCACCUCGCCCCCGAGCGUCACAGAGAAGUGAUGGAAAAGAUAAGACAAACCGUGAGGAAUUUCCGGGACCUGCCAGAUUUAGAGGAUACCUUUAUGGGGGUUAUCGAUGAGGCCACAAUGGAAACGUCAGUCUUGAGUUUUCUGAGGAGUGUGAGGCUUAUCAGAAACAGUGAUGUAGCAGAUGACACUUUCGUGAAGGAAUUCAACUGGAUGUUGACUCUGGAAAAGGCAGCCUUUCGUGGCUACGUCACUCGAUUCCAAAGAGAGGAUUUCUGUCCCAACAAAUGUGGUACAAUGUUGCAGCUUCUGAUCUGGUGCAGUAACUGUAAAAAGCAGCUUCACGUUUGUCGAAAAUCCAGAGAUUGUGGGGUGCGCCAAAUCAACGUCCAUGAAACGGAAGACCUGAUCCUGGACUGUGAGCUCGACUGGCAUAAAUUAUCCCAAGGCCUGACCUAUUACAGCUUUUACAGGGUUUGGGGGAGCAAUCCUGAGACCUUGGUGUCCGAGGGGAAACGGCCCACCCUGAUCAAGCGACUGGUGAGGCCAGAGGAUGCGGGUAACUACCGCUGCGAGUUGGGCACUGAGCGAUCCGGCCCAGCCACGGUCAUCCAUUUUGAAGUCACAGUGUUGCCCAAAAGAGUCAUCGAGGAGAUCCCGAAAUCAAACCCCGGGACCCAGUAUCAGCGGUUUCGAUCCCUCAAGCCGACAGAGUGUCUGAAUCCCAAGGACGCGCUGAGAGGCUUUCUGUUCGAGAUGCUGAUCUGGCGCUUUGCGUUUCUGAUCAUCGGCUUUGCCACCUCCGUACUUUGCUUUAGGUCUGGGACCCUGAUCGAUUCCGUCAAGUCCUGGGUCCGUACUGACAAGGCAGCAGCCCCAGAGGACCAGGGUCCACAAAGUCCGCUGUCACAGACCCAGCUAUCACAGAGCCAGGUGUCACAGACCCAGCUUCCCAAGGUACCGAACGAAGAAAAAGGCCACAGCACCAAGGCUUAAAUAAAGAUUUAUCUGAUUGCCUAAA